Coniosporium apollinis CBS 100218 is the source of this 825-nucleotide messenger RNA. RefSeq lists its product as uncharacterized. The transcript has a single exon. NCBI's taxonomy places the organism in Eukaryota, Fungi, Ascomycota, Dothideomycetes. Bases 1 to 825 code for a protein of 274 amino acids. The record is from RefSeq and is a predicted model, not a curated record.
AUGCACCGCACAACCCCGCUCAGCACCCAGCUCUACACCCAGCUCUUCCCCACCCCGACGCCCACCGACCCCCCAACCUUCACCGCGCACCUCACAAAACACCUCAUCCCCGAAGUGCGCAUCGAGACCGCGACCUUCUACGGCAGCCUCGACAGCACCGAAGCGCGGUACCCCGGGCUCAACUACACCUUCCCGCCGCACCGCAAGCGGCUCGGCCGCUUCGAGCACCACGCGCGGCUGUUCGCGGCGUUUGACACGCUCGGGUGGACGGAGAGCGAGGUGCUGGGGUUUUGCAAGUGGGAGGGCACGGCGUGGGCUAGGGAGCGGUUUGAGCGGGACGAGGGGGUCGUGGUGAGGGAUACGACGGGGGAGGAGAUUGGGGAGUGGGUUCCGCGGAGGCUGAGGAGGGGGCAGGGCGAGGGGGACAUUAGGGUCAAGACGGAUAUCGAGGUUGAGAUUGAGGAGGCUGGGGAGCAGGAGGACGGGGAGGGCGAGCCGAUGGAGGAAGAUGCGGAGGGGAUGGGUUUGAUGGCCGAGGUCGAUGCGGUGGAGGAUGAUACCGAUAGUGAUGAGGACGAGCUGCAGAGUAUUGGAUACCCGCUGAAUCAGCAGCUGUUGCGGGCCGCGAGGUUGCAGGGCCAGGCCGCGCCGACGGACCCGGAGUGGGAGCAGCUGCUCAAGGAGGCGCAGGAGAGGGGCGUCUUUCUUGGGGAUGUGUCUAGCGCGUUUGCGGCGAGGGCGCUGAGGACGGCCAUGAGAGUGGAUGCUACGGCGGCGGGUGCGGCGGCGGCAGCAGCGAUGAGUCCAGGGGUUGCGCAGCUGUAG